CUUUGAAUAAUAGCCAACACUUAUCCACAAUAUCAGAGGCUCCAAUUUCCCCACACAUCAUACUAAUUGCCCCAUGAUUUUCAACACUCAAACUUCACAUCAUUUCAGCAGCCUGUUCUCCGAGUAAUGCACAGUCACCCACUUCGCCAAAGCAAGAAACAGAGAAAAACAAUGGCCGAUAACAACCCAAUACGUUUUGGUAUCAUGGGAUGUGCUGAAAUCGCUAGGAAAGUGUCCAGAGCCAUCCAUCUAGCUCCCGAUUCAAUCCUUUACGCCAUCGCCAGCCGUUCGAUCCAAAAAGCGAAACAAUUCGCCGUCAAAAAUGGUUUGUCGGAGACAGUCAAAGUCUACGGAAGCUACGAUGAAUUGCUAGAUGACCCAUGUGUUGAUGCGGUGUAUAUGCCUUUACCAACUAGUCUUCAUGUUCAGUGGGCAGUCAUGGCGGCGGAGAAGAAGAAGCAUUUGAUGCUGGAGAAACCAACGGCUCUUGAUGUGGGUCAGCUUGAUCGGAUAUUGGAAGCUUGUUCUGUGAAUGGUGUGCAAUUUAUGGAUGCAAGUAUGUGGUAUCAUCACCCUAGGACUGCCAAGAUAAAGGAGCUUCUCUCUGAUUCAAAGACUUUUGGGCAAAUUAGAGUGAUCCACAGCUCAUCAUCAUUUUUAGGAACCCCAGAAUUCCUUGAGAAACGAGUAAAACCAGACUUGAAUGCCCUUGGUGCACUAGGAGACGCAGGCUGGUACUGCAUUGGAGCUAUCAUGUGGGCAAAGAACUACCAAUUGCCAACAACUGUAACUGCUCUACCUGCCAUAGCCCGAAACACAACUGGAGUCAUCUUAUCCUGCAACGCCUCAUUACACUGGGACAAAGAACAAACAACUGCGACCUUCUACUGCUCCUUCCUUUCAAAUGAAUCCAUGGACUUGGCAAUCUCAGGCUCUAAUGGAUCGCUUAAUCUGGAGGACUUCAUAAUUCCUUUCACAGAGACUUCUGCUUCAUUCGAGUUCACGUCUGGUGCCAAGUUUUUGGAUCUCCACAUUGGUUGGAAUGUAAAAUCCAAGAGAGUUCAAGUAACUUCUGAGCUUCCACAAGAGGCUAUGAUGGUUCAGGACUUUGUGGAACUGGUGAAGGGCAUUAAACAUUCAGGAUGCAAACCAGAUGGCAAAUGGCCUGAGAUUAGCAGAGUGACUCAAUUGGUAAUGGAUGCUGUAAAUAAUUCUAUAGAUCUUGGUUUUAAACCUGUUACUAUGUAAUUAUCUGGUCAUUAUUGGCUUUCACUAAUCAUAAAGAGAAUUUACAACACGAUUUGAAAUAUUGUUCGAGGGACAUCUAAAUACAUCAUCAGUGUUAGUUUAUAUUUUGUCACAGUGAGAAAUUUACGAAUAGUGGGCAUUAAACAACAUAUUUCAACGAGCUUAAUUACCUGUUUGUUUCUCUCUCUCUCACUCUCUCUACCUAGU
This is a messenger RNA of Ilex paraguariensis (yerba mate), 1455 nucleotides long. The record is from the annotation of a GenBank genome assembly. Lineage: Eukaryota; Viridiplantae; Streptophyta; Magnoliopsida; Aquifoliales; Aquifoliaceae.